Molecule: messenger RNA, 303 nt
Organism: Caenorhabditis remanei
Lineage: Eukaryota; Metazoa; Nematoda; Chromadorea; Rhabditida; Rhabditidae
Exons: 3
Coding region: 1-303 (100 amino acids)
Source: RefSeq, a predicted model, not a curated record
AUGAAGUUUCUUAUUUUCGUUGCGCUGGUCAGCUGUGUCGCCCCAGCAUAUUACGAGUGCGAUUGGGUGCCAACUAUCGGUUGUGGCGGAAGCAUUCAUGUGUGCGAGUUGCGUGCCACUGUAGCAUGGGGGGCAUUCGACCGCGAAGAGGCUGAAGGCCUAGUCAUUUAUCACAAGAAGAUUAACAAACUGUUGGGAACACCCAUACGCAGAGCUGGAGAUUUUGGCGAAAAUUGUUCCUUCAAUUUGCAUACUGGUCCGUUCGUGCAAGGAAAAAACUUCUGCUGCAAAUUGUUCCUUUGA